CGGAGGAGGCGGGGAAGAUGGACCCGGCGCCUUCGCUGGGCUGCAGCCUCAAGGAUGUGAAGUGGAGCUCGGUGGCCGUUCCGCUCGACCUGCUGGUCAGCACUUACCGACUGCCCCAGAUCGCGCGGCUGGACAGCGGAGAAUGCAUAGAAGGGCUGCGGGAAAAUGACUACCUUCUGAUUCACUCGUGCCGUCAGUGGACCACCAUCACUGCCCAUAGCUUGGAGGAGGGGCACUAUGUCAUUGGGCCAAAGAUAGAGAUUCCGGUACAUUAUGCAGGCCAAUUCAAGUUGCUGGAACAAGACCGAGAUAUAAAGGAGCCAGUGCAAUAUUUCAACAGCGUGGAGGAGGUGGCCAAAGCAUUUCCUGAACGCGUGUACGUCAUGGAGGAAAUAACAUUCAACGUGAAGGUUGCUUCGGGUGAAUGCAAUGAAGACACCGAAGUUUACAACAUCACCCUGUGUACGGGGGAUGAACUCACUCUAAUGGGCCAGGCAGAAAUCCUUUAUGCAAAGACUUUCAAGGAGAAGUCACGACUCAACACCAUCUUCAAAAAGAUUGGGAAACUCAAUUCCAUCAGCAAGCUGGGAAAAGGCAAAAUGCCCUGCCUCAUUUGCAUGAAUCACCGGACCAACGAGAGCAUCAGCCUCCCGUUCCAGUGCAAGGGCAGGUUUAGCACCCGAAGCCCCCUGGAGCUUCAGAUGCAGGAGGGUGAGCAUACCAUCCGCAACAUCGUGGAGAAAACCAGGCUCCCCGUGAACGUGACCGUGCCCAGCCCGCCGCCCAGGAACCCGUACGACCUGCACUUCAUCCGCGAGGGGCACCGCUACAAGUUUGUGAACAUCCAGACCAAGACCGUGGUGGUCUGCUGUGUGCUGCGAAACAACAAGAUUCUCCCGAUGCACUUCCCUCUGCACCUGAGCGUCCCGAAGUUUAGCCUCCCGGAACACCUGGUCAAGGGAGAGGGAUGGCCCGAGACCCUGGUCCAUCACUGGCUGGGGAUCUGCCAAGAACAGUUCGACAUCGAUGAGUAUUCACGGGCGGUCCGCGACGUGAAAACCGACUGGAACGAGGACUGUAAGAGCCCCAAGAAGGGCCGGUGCGCCGGCCACAACCACGUGCCCAAUUCCCUUAGCUACGCUCGCGAUGAGCUCACCCAGUCCUUCCACCGGCUCUCCGUCUGUGUGUAUGGCAACAAUCUCCAUGGCAACAGCGAGGUGAACCUCCACGGCUGCAGGGACCUGGGGGGAGAGUGGGCCCCCUUUCCUCAUGACAUCCUACCCUAUCAGGACUCGGGGGACAGCGGGAGCGACUACCUUUUCCCAGAAGCUGGUGAAGAAUCUGCAGGCAUGGCAGGGAAGUCGGAACUUCCUUAUGAAGAGCUGUGGCUGGAGGAAGGCAAGCCCAGCCAUCAGCCUCUCACUCGCUCCCUGAGUGAGAAGAGCAGAUGUGACCAGUUCCGAGGUUCUGUCCGGGCCAAGUGCGCAACCUCUCCCCUUCCUGUACCCGGAGCGCUGGGUGCAGCGGUGAAAUCUGCCGAGAUCGCCCUACCUCCGCCUCCAGUGCCUCCCAAAUCUGAAGCCGUCCGGGAAGAGUGCCGGCUCCUGAACGCGCCGCCGGUCCCGCCCCGCAGCGCAAAGCCUCAGUCCACCAGCCCCUCGGUCCCUCCUCGCACAGCCAAGCCGGCGCGGCCGCAGACUCGCUCGCCCAGCCCCACCUUGUCCUACUAUUCUUCAGGGCUGCACGACAUCAGCGUCACUAAAAGUGAGACGAGUCCCUCUGAGAGCGCUCCCGUGUCUUGCUACCCAUGUAACCGAGUGAAGGCGGAGUCCGUGGACCCCAAGUCCCCGUGCGGCAGCCCGACUUCUGAAGCUCUGUCCUCCAGGCUCUCGUGGCCAAACCAUUACUCGGGAGCGUCGGAGACCCACACCAGGAGCGACUUCCUGCUGGAUCCGAGCCGCAGCUACAGUUACCCCCGGCAGAAGACGCCGGGCACGCCCAAGAGAAACUGCCCGGCCGCCUUCGAGCUGGACGGCCGCGAGCUGGCCGCCAGCCCACCCGGGCCGGGCCCCGCGGAGCCCGCGGGCUGUCCCAAGUCGGCCAGCUACUGCUUGGAGCGCUCGGGCGACAGGAGCCUGGUGGGCGGGCCGGCCAAGCAGAGCAGCUCCUGCCCAGCCUUGCCCCCCAGGGCCCCGAGGCCGCUGGAAGAGAAAGCGGCCCCUGACACCCCGCCUCUGCCCCUGCAAAUCGACGGUGCUGAGGAAGCCCCCAAGUCCGGGUCGCCAGACCUGUCCGAGGACGCCUACUUCGUGCAGAAAGGCGCGCAGGACCUCCUCUCCGCGCCUUACCCCUUCUCGUCACCAAUCCACCUGCAGCUGGCCCCCCGCUCCUGCGGCGACGGGUCCCCGUGGCAGCCGCCCGCCGACCUGUCAGGACUCUCGGUCGAAGAGGUGUCCAAGUCCCUGAGGUUCAUCGGGCUGUCAGAGGACGUCAUCGUGUUCUUCGUGACCGAGAAGAUCGACGGCAAUCUGCUCGUUCAGCUCACGGAGGAAAUCCUCUCAGAGGAUUUCAAACUGAGCAAACUGCAGGUGAAGAAAAUCCUGCAGUUCAUUAACGGCUGGAGACCCAAAAUAUAGCCAGAUAAGCCCAGCUGGCAUGGAGCAAAACUGAUAACCGUGUUGUGCUAGAUGGGACUGGCUGGGACACGGUUUCAUGGAUUUCUUUCUUUCUUUUUUUUUUUUUUUUUGCACUAAAAACCUUCGCUGUAAAUAGGGAUAAGAGAAAACUCUUACUAUGCAGAUUACGAUUUUUGAAUGGUGAACAGGCUAUUUUGUACAUCAAUAAAAAUGCUGUACAGAACACUUAGAGGUGUGCCUUGUACGUCACUCAACACUCAACAGCUGCUAAAAGACAAAAGGCAUGUUCAGAGAAAUACUUCUUACCCAAGUAGGUUUAUGCAAGAAGGUCUGAUAUUUAUUUACAAAAUAGCCAAAGCUGAGAAACAUAAGAAGUCUUUUAAAACACACACACACACACACACACUUUUGAACAAUCCCCUCCUCUGGGAGAAUCAACUUCAGACAGUUAACUCUAGUCUGUGCUCUGUUGUUUGGACUGAUCAGUGCUAAUCGUUUUCCUCUUGUGCCUGAAAACGUUAGUGAUGUGAAAUGACACUGCAAUGUUAUGUGCUUGAUGGGGAUCUUUUUAUCAAAAGGCAUUUUGUCAAGUCUUGUGCUGGUAGAGGGUCUAAGACGUCCUUAGAAAUAAUAAAUCAUGACCACAACAAUUUACCUGUAGCUGCUAAUUUUAUUGAGCAGAGAAAAGAUACCCAGACUAUAUAUGUGUAUGUAUAUUUAUCUAGACAUGAUACAAAUGUAUGUUUUCAACAUCCAUAUGAGUCUGAUCUUUUAGAUAACAUCUGUUCACUUUAAGAUAUCCACUGAAAGUUUGGGGCCAUUAAUUAAGUCAGCUCUUGGGUAGAGUAGACAGAAUAAUGUCAAAGAUUCUCAGAACCCUGUCCCUCAAAGCUCGGUCUUACCAGGCUCCAGCAUGGAAAACUUGGAACAAACCAGUAGAGUCUGUAUUGAAGAGUUAAGUUGAAUUUUAAACCUGUUAUAGGCUGGGUUUUGCAUAGAAUACUCCCAUGCCCAUUCAUGUCUGGGGAACUGAUCAUUUCUGUUGAGUGAUAAUUCUCGGGUUUGAGGGUCUUCUUCUCCUGGUAUAUGGUGAUGAGGGGUCUGGAGAGCAGUUUUCAGAGCCAUGUCUCAUGUUCAGCAUGCUUUGUGCUUUAGGAGAGCUCGGAAGUCGGACAUACCACCCUCUGCUUUGAUCUGUGCUAUCUGUUGCAUCAUUUUUUUAGAGCAUCAGUAAGAGUUCUUGUGUAGUUCUGAAACCUCUUCUUUCCUCUCGUCCAAAGAAAAUACAUGAUUUACCAUACUUUCAUUCCAGCAGUUCCAGAACCCAGUCUGACAGUUUUUGCCAAACAUGAUUAACUAUUCCAAAAUACGAUGGCAUCAGUAUCGUUCUUGACUUUUUGAAGGAAUAUAAAUCUUAGAAACAUUUUCCUGCUCUGAACAGGUUAUCAUCCUCAACCCUGCCUUCCUGAAGUCUGUCCCCACAUUCCAGAUGGACAGACAGCCACCCAGGUGUCAGCAUGACAAGCAGGAUUGGCUUGUAUGUUAUUAUCUGCUCUUCCUGCUCAUCAAAAUGAGUCCACAAGUGGAAAGACAAAACCCACCAGUUCUAAUUUUGCAGACCUUUUCAAUAUGGCUUCAUUUCUUGACAUGAAAGAUAUUUUUAAUCCAUCUCAUUGUUUAGAAUUGAGGUGAAUUAGAACUGAGGUGAAUUGAUACAUUGUCUCAUUUUCCAUCUUAAAUCUUUUUUUUUUAAUAAAGCCUUUUUCCCUUCACAUGUCUCUCAAAAUGCAAAUAUUCUAGGUUAAAAGUACCCCAUAAAAAGAAUACCCUGUAAAACUUGUCAGACUGGCUCACCUCUUCAUAAGUAACUGGCAAGUCUGUGUACAAGCUUCCAGUACUGCACUGAGAUGGCGUUUGGCCGCUCUGACUUUUCCUGUUGGGAAACCAUGCUUCAGUGCCAGGGGCAACCCCUCAAGUAAAGUUAACCUCUCAGAACCUUUCUUUAAAAUAAAAUCAGGAGGCUGUUGAAUAGUUGCAAGUUUUCUCUGACAAAAUCUUGCUUAACCCAUUGGUGAAUCCUUACGCCCAGACACCGUUCUCAAUUCAGGAGGGAGGAGUAGUUGGGUUUGAGUUUACUAUGAAGGUUGCCCCACAUCAACAACUGAUUCUUUUAUCUUUUUUUUCCUUUGAAAAAAAAAAAAAGUUGUUUUUUUCGUCUUGACUUAUGUACGUGGAGUUUGUAUUGAUGGCAACAUAGAGACUCCGUGAGGGCAGGGACUAUAUGGCCUUUUAGUCACAUACUCAAAAUUCACUGAGCAUCAUUUGUGUGCUGGGCACCAUGCUAGGAUGACUUGACAGGUUGAUAUCAAGAACAGUUCCUGCCCUCUUGGAACUCAUAAUGUUUAUAUUUAAAACCACAGUUGUUGAGACUGAGUCUGUGUAAGAGAAACAUGAAAUCUUGCGAGCAGUUGGAUAUAGCGACAGUUAAGUGUGCUCUGUCUUUCAAAAAGCCACAGAUGGAAAAAAUGGCAGCCUUUAUGAAAAGAGCAUCAAAGAAACAUGACAAGACCAUCAAAGCUUGGAAAGUGUUGGAGACACAAAACAUCUCUGAGUCCCACUGGCUAGUAUUCUUUUCUACUGACUGGAAUUUUGUUUUAAUUGGUAAUAAGUAUCUUCUGGCAGGUCUGAAGCCACAUGGCACCCUGACUAGACAAGGCCUGCAUAGCCACAGAGAAUCAUGAUAAGAAAUGCAGAACAGGGCUAGGAAGGAGACAGCCCUUUCCUUCUUGAGCUGUGAUUUUGCAUUCAAAAGUGGUAUAGAGAGACCCCCACACUCAGCAUCGUUUCUAACCAACCAAGUCAGGACAGGACAUCUCUAGAAAGUGCCUCACAGUCUGUGCACUGACGCCAAGACCUGGGAGAAAGUGUCCAAACAGGACUCUUAUUUGGGGUCCUUAAAUUCAUGGCCAAAAUCAUCAUGACCCCCAUCAGAAAGGAAACUCAGCAAUAAAUCAAACCAAGCAGCGAAAAUGUAAAAUGUGGGUCCGACUCAUAUUGGGAGGGCAAACUCAAGCACUCACAGAUCAGUUCCCUCUCAAGAUCUCAUAAACGCCUGCAUGUUCUCUCUCUUUUAAGUUGAGCCGCUCAACUUUAUGAACUGUGAAAUUUACAUUGAGACCCUUUCAACCCACAUAUGCCGUUCAAGUUUAUGAAGUUGCAGCGAGCUGCCCAUUCAACUAAAUUGCAGUGUUUAUUCUUGUCUCAUGUAGAAAUAAAACAAUCUUACAGGGAAAUAUUAUGACUGUCCAUUCCAACUGUUUUCAGACACAUGGGUAAACACCCUCUGGCAACAUUCCAGAACCAACUGUACAUAGUCCACACGACUCCUCAAGCAGUUCAGGGAGUGGGUGUGGAUGAAUAGAGGGCCCAUCACCUAACCAACACUCCAUGUCACACACAAGUCACUACUCCUCAUGCCUAAAGAGUGUGAGGUUAACAUUUUGAAUAACAAACUGGAAAACCAGACAGUUCUCCAAAGACCCUAAUGAACUGUUCAAAGACAUUUCAACUUCAGUCUACCACAAAAGUGAAAUCUGUUGUUGGACACACAAGACUUUUAGAAAUUUACCACCACUAUACCAAUUCCCACUAUUUUUCUCGUAAUGGCACCAGACUGCUGGGGCAAGAAAAAUAAAAUAGCCAGAGGGCAAAUAAUAGAGAGUAGGACCUUUACACGGUGGGGCUGUGAUAGUGAGAAAUUCUGAUGGCUACUUCUUAGCCAGUCACGUCGUUUAAUCUUCAGAACUUGGUGUUUGAACAUUUGUCUCCUUGUGAAAGCCAGAAACCAAGGGUAAACAUGAUUUGUGUUGAAACUAUGUACAAACAUCAGUAAUUUUGCUGCUCUUAAUUUUUAGGCUGUGAGUUUUGUAAUGAGCUUAUCGGAUUUUGAAUUCCUUUUGUCUCCAAUCUCAUGUUGUAAGGCUCAGAUCAUUUCUUAACUAUAAACAUCUCCCAUUCUCAUAUGAAGUUCCCUUUAAAAUAUCAUUUCAGCUCAGCCUAAAAAUUCAACUCCAUCAAAAAUGUGGGCGUUUUCCUUGACUUAAAUGGAAAUGGUUUAUUCUUUUCAAAGGAUUUUGUAACCAUCUUUACAGUUUCUUGGCUUGGAACCUGGGGUUAACUACCAGUUAACAGUUGUACUGUUUCCAGAGCAUUAUCUAUGGGCCCGAUGUGUACCUCAAGAUAAACAUGGUUAUGUUGUGUCUAAAAAAAAUUCAUCGUUGAUUUCAGUGGUUCUGAAAUGUCUAUAAAUAAAGAAAUUUUAAAAGUU
Odocoileus virginianus texanus is the source of this 6963-nucleotide messenger RNA. RefSeq names its product GRB2 associated regulator of MAPK1 subtype 1 (gene GAREM1). The record is from RefSeq and is a predicted model, not a curated record. Gene Ontology annotation, biological process: cellular response to epidermal growth factor stimulus; epidermal growth factor receptor signaling pathway. Gene Ontology annotation, molecular function: proline-rich region binding. Lineage: Eukaryota; Metazoa; Chordata; Mammalia; Artiodactyla; Cervidae.